Molecule: messenger RNA, 1256 nt
Organism: Daktulosphaira vitifoliae (grape phylloxera)
Lineage: Eukaryota; Metazoa; Arthropoda; Insecta; Hemiptera; Phylloxeridae
Exons: 4
Coding region: 102-1118 (338 amino acids)
Source: RefSeq, a predicted model, not a curated record
AAGUCUCAUUGAGUGUCAUAUCUUUAUAGGCGACUAAGAGUCAAAUAUAAUCAUUCGGUCACCAAACUCUGGAGACGAGCAACGUGAAUUUUUACAGCAAAAUGAGAGUUACUCAAGAAAAUUCGUAUGUCUAUCGAAUGGUAGCAGUAAUUUCAAUUGUAGUUGUAAAAGAGUGCUCAGGAAUUGAAAAUAAUUAUGGGCCGCCUCCGCCAUCUCCAACUGAAUACCAUGGAUAUGAACCAGAAAUUCAAAGACCACUAGCGGUGUUUACUGAAAGACCAGUGAGAGUGUCUGAUUUUGUACUAAUUCCAGUAGUCCAGGUGCCUUCUGCUGAACUUAAAAUGAUAUACAGACCACAAAUAGAUAGUGUAUCGGAUACUGAACCUAUAGUUAUGUGUAAAUCAUCAUCAAAAUCUUUUGAAGCAACUCCAGCAAUUCAAGUGUCACUUCAAGAACCAUUUUAUUUGCACGAUGAAAGAACAGUUAUCCCAUUUCCAAAGACCGUAACUAUUCUUCAUGGUGGUUAUCGUAUGUCGAUACCUGUUGGUGUGGUCGUAGCUCCUGUACCAGUAGGAGCAAUUAGAGCAGGACCUAUUUUUGUCACUAUAUUAUAUGCAAUUCCUACAGAAUCUCUACCACUUCCACCAUUACAACCAGCUAGAAUGCCUUCAUGGUCGUACAAUCCUGGACCAAGCCCAUUACUGUCAACUUCAGCACCAUCGCCGUCGCCAUCUCCUAAGCCAUCGCCAUCUCCUAAGCCUUCGCCAUCUCCUAAGCCUUCUCCAAAACCAACACUAAAACCACAGUACUUAGCCAAUCCUCCGCCGACACCGCAAUAUUUACCAACACCUUCACAAUAUUUAGGUGUGCCACCGUCUCCUUUAUAUUACCAACAUAAUCCUUCAUCUGAUGGAAAUAAUGAAGAUUUACGAUAUCGUGAGCCUUCAAAUAUAGAGUACUCAUCGCCACAGGUAUCAACAAAUCAUUACUAUAAUUCCAAAGAGUCUUCAUAUUUACAACAUCAAAGAGAAGAAUCAGAAAAGAAUAGACCUAAGUAUCAAUCAACUUUAUACCAUAUGAAUAAAUAUUAUAAUCCAUACGAUAACGAUUAUAACUGACAAUCCAACUUGAUAUUCGUAUAAGAAAAUAUUUCUUUUGUGAUAAUAGAUAAAUGUUUUAUUUGUAAUAACUUCAUUAAAAUGUAUUUUUUUGUUACUUUUACUUAUCAUUAAAUAAAUACCUAUUUUUUACUUAAA